UUGAUUUUAAGCCCCAAAGGCCGAGUGUGACAUAUCUCACUGCCGAAAUUCUUUCUUGCAUCUCUGCGGACAUUCUUCGGGGUUUUUUGACGUUUACCUUGUUUGGGACGGCUCUCCUCUGUUAAUUGUCGAGCCCUCUGCAAUACGCCAUUAAUACGUUUUGUGCACACAUUGUGCUCUGCCAUGCUGUGCUGGUGACAGCGUUGCAGAUACAUAGCACGUCGAUACGACAAGAUUGAGACGUGAAAUUCAUAGCCUUUCUAUACCAAGCUGGGUACUUUUUGCGAAAAGGCUAGUUUGCUGCAGUCGUGUGUGACUGUCAAAGUGCGUCUUUUUGGCGGCAAGUGUCAGUGAAGAAGGCGCGAGACUCGCCUGAGACCACUGUAAACGAAGGAAUCAACCCCCGUAUAUCCAUUGCCCGCAUCCUGUGGAAUGAGUAGUCGGUCUGCUUCCCGACAACUUGAUCCCCCAUACCCAGCAAAGUACAUAUCCCGCGUAAUACCAUCCCUAUCAUGGACGACCCCGAUAGCCCCAAACGAUGCGCACUAUCUCAAACACCAUCGGCAAGCUCUUCAUCCCUUCCUUCCUCCUCGUCCUCAGAUACCCUCUCCUCGAUCUCCACAACAACGACAACUUCAUGUGAUUCCUGUUGCACCAGUCGAUCCAGCAGUCGAUCCAGUUCACCUUCCAUCUGCUCAAUGUCCACUCGGUCCCUAUCUUCCCAGUCAUCCCUGAGCGCGACUGGGCGAUCGACCCCUUUGUCGCCCCUCUCGGUCCCAGGGACAUCAUUUUCAGCCGAACGGAGACGGGCGGCGAGAGAAAGAUUGAGAGAGGCUUUGGCAUCGGUUCGGAGACCGGCUCAGAAGGAAGGGGAAGCUGGAACGGACAUGAGUAGAGAGACCGGGGAGGAUGAGGAUGUUGAAGACGAGACUUUGAGGAAGCGGACGAGUCAAUUAGGGAGGUUGAGUAUGAUUGCUGCUGCUUCAGGAUGGGACAUCAAGCUUCGAGAGCUGGUCAUGAAAGAGGCCAAUUCAAGCAACUCGGAAGAAGCGAGCGAGAUCAAAUCCCCAUUGCGGCAUCAAGCCGAAAAACGGCGAUCUCAUUCCACGUCGAUAGGAACACAUAGACGGCAAAAUCUGGAGCAAGAGGGCGAUGAAAGACCGGCCGCGCGUAGAUCAAUGAGCUUCUCGCGGUCGUCGAUGCUGUUCUCUCCUCAAUGCGCUUAUGCUGAACCUGAUAUGGAAGAUGUUGUCAACGAUGACAUAAAUUCAAGUCAGGACACCAUUGCUGCAGAGCCAGAUCACGAUGAAUCUAAGGCGAUAGAGGACGGGGAAAACAAUGGGUCGAUUUACAACUAUGUUCUGGACAAUUCCCAUAAACUAUAUCGCCGCGCCUCAGAAUACAGCACGAUCGUCACCGCCUACGACGAACGACUCCGCGAAAUCGUCAUGGAAGCCGCCAAACCAUCUCUCGGCGACAGAACCCGUCGUCGCAAAUCCAUUCGCAGUGGUGGCAAUCCCCAUCUCGAGCACGUCGAUGAUUGGCGAGAUUGGAAAGGAAAUGAUGGUUCUGUUUUCCCCGAUCAGUCCUGUGCGUUGUCAGCACGGGAGACAGUGGGAAAGCAGCUUUCCCGGUGGCCAAAUGCGAUGGAUUUGCGGAGAAACUCGUCACCUCUUGCUGGAAGAGAGAGACGGCGGACAGUGUCCAUGGGAGUUGGGGUUGGCUCGAGGUGGAGCAUGCCUUUGGCAGAUCCGGGAAAAGAUAAAAUGCGUACGGCGCCUUCUACACCCGUUCUGAAAGCUCCGCCGGGCCGCCGGCGGGCAUUUGCCGGACGAGCUGUCUCAGUGUCGUUUGCUGAGUCGCGUAUCACAGAUCAAGAUGCAAAACCUUGGACUGCAAAACCUUGGACUGCAAAGGCGGUGGAUUCUGAUGACGGAAUAGAUGAUCGGGGUAAACAAACUUCGUCGGAAACCUUGAUUGGAGAUGACGUAUCCCAAGUUUUGGAAACCAUCCCUGCGUCACCGGUAGACUCUUCGUCUCCGUCUCUGCAGUAUACAAAGACGGAUACAUACAGUGAGGAUACACCUGAUACCACUACAUUGUUGCUAGAUAGCGAUAGGAGCAUGUCGCUCUGUGCUGAACCAGCCACGUAUUCAUCUAUGGAUGAUAUCAACGUUGAUAGAUCGACUGUGGAUGCACUCCCUCUUCAUGAGGAUCCGGCGUCCAAGCUUCCUCCUGAACGUAACGAUACCCUAGUUGACAUGCAACCCGACUCCAUCACCAGCACCGAUCCCCUCCACGAUACCGCUCUCACCACUGCGAUCCAAUCUCUGUCCCUCACUCAAGAACCCAACAGCACGGAAACUAAACUCCGGGAUCGCGACAGGGACUCCGCCGUCGAUUUCGGCAAAGAUGCUCUCGUUAUUUUACCCAAAGAGGCUGAUGCUGGUCAUCAGCCGAGUCUCGAGGACCAGCCGGAGGAGAAUGGUGAAUGGGUGGAUUUGUCGGAUCAGUUGUACAUUCAUUUUUUGUGAGUUCUUUUACUAUUUUCUGGGCAGGAAGGAGUAAUGGAGCAGUGCUGGUUUGUUUGUUUUGGCAUCAAGUAUGCGGUAUAUUAUUUUAUUUUUUCGUUAGUUGCUGCACUUUUUUCAUUUUUACAUCAUAUCGUAUAAUCGUAGUUUAAUAUGCAUUCCUCUUUUUCAAAGCA
This is a messenger RNA of Spizellomyces punctatus DAOM BR117, 2707 nucleotides long. RefSeq lists its product as uncharacterized. The record is from RefSeq and is a predicted model, not a curated record. NCBI's taxonomy places the organism in Eukaryota, Fungi, Chytridiomycota, Chytridiomycetes, Spizellomycetales, Spizellomycetaceae. The transcript has 2 exons. The coding region runs from base 513 to 2534 and encodes 673 amino acids.